GCCGUAGCUGCCAGGCGGCAGGUGGCUAUCCCAUUCCUGGGGGCCCAAAGACCCCUGGUGAGAGCCUGGGGUGGCUCCCGGGCCUCCUCCUGCCCCCUCCCCACUGGCGGGGUGGAGUGGGAAGGGGGCGGGUACAGCCGGCUGAGAGCUCGAUGAUUUCCUGCCCUCGCCCGGUGCUCACCACAGCUUCCUGCCGCAGGCGGGCGGGCGGGCAGGCACAGGGAGAGGCGGGCGCCGAGGAGGGGCAGGUAGGGCCGGGACACGGGUGUCUGGGUCCCCCAACUUCAGUCGGGGCCCUGGUCUGACCACCCUGGGAGCAGAGACUUCCCACAGCCAGCUGGAAGCCCACUCGGCCCAGAAAAAGAGGGGACCCAUCCAGGGAGCCCCGGGGAGGGAACCGCCGCCUCCUCCUGGGCUCCCACGCCGCCUCCUGGGCUCCCACGCCGCCUGCUGCCUACCUGCCCCCUGCUGGGUCCGAUCUUCACCCAGUCCUUACCUGGUCCUCACCUCGUCCUCGCCUGGCCGUGGCUCUACCCUUGAGGGGCCUGGGGGGUAAGCCGGCCUGCUCCGAGCUCCCCUGCAGAUGGAGGAGACCAUCCUGGUCCCCUGCGUGCUGGGCCUCCUGCUGCUGCCCAUCCUGGCGGUGUUGAUGGUGCUGUGUGUGCACUGCCACAGGCUGCCAGGCUCCUAUGACAGCACCUCCUCAGAUAGUUUGUAUCCAAGGGGCAUCCAGAUCAAACGGCCUUACACGCUCGCCCCCAGGCCGCCCGCCUAUCCGCCUGUCACCUCCUACCCACCACUGAGCCAGCCAGACCUGCUUCCCAUCCCAAGAUCCCCACAGCCCCCCGGAGGCUCCCACCGGACGCCAUCUUCCCGGCGGGACUCAGAUGGUGCCAACAGUGUGCCGAGCUACGAGAACGAGGAACCAGCCUGUGAGGACGCGGAUGAGGAUGAGGACGAGGACGACUAUCACAACCCGGGCUACCUGGUGGUGCUUCCCGACAGCGCCCCGGCCACUAGCACUGCCGCCCCACCGGCUCCUGCGCUCAGCACCCCUGGCCUUCGAGACAGCGCCUUCUCCAUGGAGUCCAUUGACGAUUACGUGAACGUUCCGGAGAGCGGGGAGAGCGCAGAAGCGUCUCUGGAUGGCAGCCGGGAGUAUGUGAACGUGUCCCAGGAGCUGCAUCCUGGAGCGGCUAAGACGGAGGCUGCUACCCUGAGUUCCCAGGAGGCAGAGGAAGUGGAGGAGGAGGGGGCUCCAGAUUACGAGAAUCUGCAGGAGCUGAACUGAGGGUCUGUGGAAGCCAAGUCUGUCCGGGAACCAGGCUUGCCUUGGGAGGGCUGAGCUGGGCAGCUGGAAGAGGCUCUGGGGUCCUCACUUGGCAUCCUGCCCUGGCUCCAGCCUGACAACAGCCCAAGAGUCCCUCCCGUAACUUAUUAUCACUUUGGGGUUUGGCCUGUGGUCCCUGAACACGCUGCACCUUCUGACAGCCUGAGAGUGACCUGCUCUGGCCCUAGCCCUACUCUGUGUAAUAGAAUAAAGGCCUGUAUGUGUCUUUGUUGAGUGUGCGUCUGUGUGUGUGCACAUGUGCGAGUCUGAGUCAGAGAUUUGGAGAUAUCUGUGUGUGUGUGUCUGUGGGUCUCCAUCCUCCACGGGGGCUCAGCCAGGGGCUGUGAGUGACAGCAGACAGUGGCUGGGACACCUGCCUUCUGAAUGAGGCCUUCUGACCUGCGCUGGCGCUGCUGGGGCUCAGGACGCAUCACCCCAUGAGACGGUCCCAGGACAUGGCAGCUGCUGGCUGUGACAAUGGCUUCGCCGUCCUUAGACCAAGGCACUGGACCUGAUGACCUGGGAGGACUCUCUUAGUUCUUAACUUUUGUGGUUCUCAAUAAAACAGAACUUAAAAAAUU
Sapajus apella (tufted capuchin) is the source of this 1911-nucleotide messenger RNA. RefSeq names its product linker for activation of T cells (gene LAT). Bases 584 to 1291 code for a protein of 235 amino acids. Lineage: Eukaryota; Metazoa; Chordata; Mammalia; Primates; Cebidae. Gene Ontology annotation, cellular component: membrane. Gene Ontology annotation, biological process: signal transduction. The transcript has 12 exons. The record is from RefSeq and is a predicted model, not a curated record.